Messenger RNA from Octopus sinensis (East Asian common octopus), 639 nucleotides. RefSeq lists its product as uncharacterized. Lineage: Eukaryota; Metazoa; Mollusca; Cephalopoda; Octopoda; Octopodidae. The transcript is spliced from 3 exons. Gene Ontology annotation, molecular function: oxygen binding; heme binding. Bases 1 to 639 code for a protein of 212 amino acids. The record is from RefSeq and is a predicted model, not a curated record.
AUGAACAAUGAAGCUAUUCAAACACAUGACUGGAAAGUGCUGCCACACCCGCAGUACUCGUCCAAUCUCGCACCAACAGAUUUUCACCUUUUUAAGUCACUUUCCAAUGCAAUGCGUGGGUUUUCGUUCAAUGAUGCAGAAUUGAAAGCUUGGUUAGACGGAUUUUUGAAUCUACUAAAACUUGGGACAAAAAUUUUCUUGAGAAUAUUUGAAUUGCGACCAGAAUUUAAACAACUUUUUCCGUUCAAAACGGAUUGUGAGCUAAUCUCCGAUGACGAGUUCAUUACUCAUGCUUCUCGGUUUAUGCAAGCUGUCAACGCGGCAGUUGUCAACAUCAACGACCUCGACGCUACUCUGAGACCACUUUUGUUUGGACUUGGAAGAAGACACGUCGAUUUUAGGGGAUUUAAACCAUCAUAUUGGGAUGUCUUUAUUGAGGCCUUUCAGUAUGUCUGGCGACAAGAACUGAAGGAAAAUUACACCGAUGUUACAAAGGAGGCGUGGAAUGCAAUUCUUUGUUACAUGACUGACACGAUGAAAGAAGGUUAUCAAUCAGAAUUAAAUGAUCGAAAAAAGCUAUCGUUUGUUAUAUUUCGAGAAAAGCAAUUCGAACAAGAACUUGAUUUAAUGUCAAUUUGA